AUGAUCCGUCGCUCCAUCUCCCAAAUCUUCCAAACAAACAGCCCCAAUGAACAAACCACCAACCAAGAACCCGAACACAUCCAAACCAUGAUUUCGAGUCUAGGCGGUAGACGGCCUACGCUCCCUACACCCUCCCAAACCCCACUAAACCAACAACCCUCGCUCCCGCACACGACCAGCACGCCUAAUCCUAACGCCUGGAUCGCUUCCUUCACUCGCCAGCAGCCGGCCUCACAGAUCGAAGCUAUGCCACCAAAUGCGAAUACAAAUCCAAACUCUCAGCCUUUUAGAGUCCCAAGAGUGAUACUCGAUCCAGCGAGACGCCAUCCGGUAUUUUUUACAGAGAGAUUGAAGAGGGCGCCGCAUGGGGUUGGUGGAGGGGUAGGAGGGGUGGCGGAAGGUUAUGUGUGGGAGGAGGGGAGGAGGGAUGUGAGUGUUGGGAAUGGAGCUGGGAGUAGGCUUUGA
This is a messenger RNA of Glarea lozoyensis ATCC 20868, 465 nucleotides long. RefSeq lists its product as uncharacterized. Bases 1 to 465 code for a protein of 154 amino acids. The transcript has 2 exons. Lineage: Eukaryota; Fungi; Ascomycota; Leotiomycetes; Helotiales; Helotiaceae. The record is from RefSeq and is a predicted model, not a curated record.